Paramuricea clavata is the source of this 4980-nucleotide messenger RNA. The record is from the annotation of a GenBank genome assembly. NCBI's taxonomy places the organism in Eukaryota, Metazoa, Cnidaria, Anthozoa, Malacalcyonacea, Plexauridae.
GGGAUGUGAUUUGGCUAGAGUUUCCAACCAAGAUGAAGUGGUUGUAUGUAUUCUUAUUUACGACUGCAAUUACAUUGGUAUGGGGAAAGCCAAAGUGCAAUGUUACCGAAGAAAUUAUUGAAAGUAUGUAUUUGAAAUAUAUUUUAUAGCUUUGCUGUGCAGUUUUCAGAACGAAAAUAAUGUUAUCACUGGUAUUAUUGUUUAGAAUUGCUUGGAAGUGUUGUUGUGCUUUCUCGGAUUUAAACAGCUUUUGAGGCAUGCAUAUACGGUAUUCUUGCUGAAAUUAGACCCAAAGUGCGAUAUUUUUCGCCUCUGGUACAGAGAACAACGACAAAGUCAUUAAUUAUUUCAAUAUUGUGUCCACAAUUUUGAAACCGUUCGUCUAUGCAUGCUCUUGAACAUAUCGAACUAGCGAUAAAGUUAUCUCGACAAUUUUAUUCCCCGAAGGCGAAGCAAGGAAAGGGUUCGAUAAUUUCAGGUAGUAAUUCGUAUAUAACAUAUCGUCUAUAAUUUCUAUUUCAAAAGAGAAAUUAGACGAUAUGUCAUAUACGAACUGCUUCAAAUUACAUUAUCACGCUAGAGACAAAGAAAUUUCAUUUGUUUCAUUUACUUUAGUGUUAAUUUGUAUUGACGAGGUUCACAUUUGACUUCCACUACCGCCCCCACUGCCUUGGUUAACAUCAGGUACGCAUCUGAUUGGUACGCAUCUGAUUGGUUAAUUGGAGAUAUCAAACGUACCUGAUUGGUUAAUGGUCCCUUAAUGGCAGCGGUGGCUGCAAUGGAAGUCAAAUCUGAACCUUGCUAUUAUUAGAAUUAAGUAGCAAAUUUGGAAAAUAACAUUUCACUGUCAGAACGUGGAGGUAGCUGUAGUCAUAAAAUUAUAAUUGGGGAUAAUUUUGAAACGUGUUUAUUUUUCACAUUUAUGUACAGGACCAACAUGUAUGGAUCUGUCAAACCCAAUAACAUGUGCAGCAUGGAAAAAGCAUAAUUGGUGCUAUGAACAGGAUGUUCGCAGACAUUGCAGGAAAACAUGCGGCCUUUGUGAAAGUAUACCAUAGAUUCUCGUUUUGAUAAUCUUCAAUAUUCUUACAUGACAUUAUUUGCUACUUUGAAUGAAGAUCAUAAUGCAAAAAAUAGAGAAAAAUCAACAGGUCAUAAACUGAGAGUGGGAAUGAAAUAAAGUCUCGCAGAGUCUCGCCUCCGAACCUUCAGUAUUGCAUAUUAACACCAUUCCAAUGUUUUAAAUAUACCACUGCAUGACAAGAGGCGCUCAUUCCUGGUCACUCAUGGUCAUUUGUGGUCACUCGUGUGUGCUUUUAGACAAGAUCCUUUGAAUAGGGGCGGGGGUGAAAGUAAAUUCUGCCGAGUUAAUAGUUGAAGACAAAUUUUUGCCUAGUUAUAUAUUGCAGCCACUAAUUAAUAUUUUUCCCUAAAAUUGUUGGCAAGCGGAGGGCGGGGGCGGACUAAUUUUGUGUUCAACCAUUGUUCUACGUUCCAUUUGUACCUAAUUUUUUCGUAAAUUUCUCCACAUUUUAGUUACCUGCAUCAUUCUUAAUUUUUAAUCGGUGUCACUCAAAUAUUUUAUUAUUUUCUUCCUAUCCAAAUCCUUUUUUUCCGAAUGGGAUUCAAAAUAUUGCCGCUUACCGGCUGACUGAAGGGAGGGGAUAUUAUACCCCACUGACACCAGUUCCUCUGUGUCCUAAUAAUAGUUUAAAUUCGUGGAUUUAUGAUGAUUUAUUAUUUUGCUUCACAUUUUCUUAGGUUUUGUCGAACAUUUACAAAACUGUCUGGUAAAGAUCCCCAUGUGCUAGUUAGAAAUGACAGUAGUAUCAUAUAGGCCUGGGGCCCGUUCGAACCGGAUUUGCGAGAGUGAAUGAGAGUGAGCAAAUUGAAUGAUCAGUAUAUGAGAGUGAACGAAUUAGACGACUGCCCAUGGGGUUCCCAUGGGGGGCUUAAACACUACUUUACAUAAAGCAAAGAGAUAUCAACGAUUGUAGACAAUAAUUGUGAAUAGGAUUGCGGAUAGCAUUUUGCAAAUAGGCUGGAACUUGAUCCAAAAUAUGUAAAGAAAGCAAAUCAAAGAAAAAGGCAGUUUUUUCUUGCGAUGUCUAAGUAAAAUCAAAGUGUAGGUAUAUUUGGUAAGUAUAGCAGUGCUUCUUCGAGGAAUUCUUCCUCCACAAAAAUAUAUUCUGUUUUCGCGUUAAUAUAUUCUGAAAAACAAAGCGAUAAUAUUUUCCCCGAGCCGACGGCGCGAAACGCCGUGCGAGGGUACUAAUUCCCCCGGCUAUUUACACCCGGGGAAACGAAAGCACUGAUUGGUCCAAUUUAAAAUUUGCAUUAUAACGACUGCAUGACGACAGCGAAAUAGCACACAUUUCUUGGUUUGAUGACUUCUUGCAAAUAUAUUUCAUUUUUGCAAGAUUUUGUAAAUUUCAAAAGCUUUUUGAUGAAAUAAAGGCGAAAGAAUUGCUAAAAGAAGGGAUUAAAUUCACUGCAUUCCAACCUGUCACGGUCAAUCACGUCUAUCAACUUCUGACUGGUCCCUCAAGCAACUCGCCCGGGCGGCUCGUCCAAACAUCACUCGUACUAUUAAUCCCUAAUUGUACGAGCAACAUCGCAUGACUACUUGUUUAUUAUUAGCAUGUCAAAAUUGGAUACGUACUUCUCAAUGUCAGUAUCAUAUUCUCUCGCCAAAGCCCAGUCCUGCCAGACUUUCAACCAAAAUUUGGUGCUUUUGUUUGUAUUUCCAUUUAGUUCUUUUGUUCAAGCAAAAUUUGGUGCUUUUGUUCGUCUUUUCGUCUAGUUCCUUCACGGAAAUUUCAUUUCACAUCUGUGUUUAAAAUACCUUUCCGCCAUUUUGUUUGUUUUGGGAAAAUCAUUAACUGUACUGCAGUACAAUUAAUGAAAUAAUUGUACUCCUCUCAACCAAUCAGCAUCCAAUAAUUUUGUCAUGCUAAUAAUAAGCAAAGUUAUUUGCAUGCGAGAAUUUGGAAUCAUUUUAUUUCGAACGCAAAGUUUAUCGAUAGAGGCAGUUUAGUUCUAUAUAAAUACUAUAUUAAAAAAGCACUUUAAAACGUUUUGCGAAGCGUUUGUAGUUGAAUUUUAAUAACAUACCUAACAUAUAUAUUUUUGGGAAAUUUAUAAUUUUGUAAUUAUAAGUGAUAUUUUUAGGGGAUUUUUCAUUUGUAAAAAUAUUCUUAAAAAAUUAUCAUGUUACCAUGACAACUACUUUAAAUAGUUCACGUUCGGAAAAUACAAUGGUUUUGUCAGCGAGGCGGGGGUUUCUGCAUGCAUGUAUUUUCUCGUAAUAUAUAUAUAUAUAUAUAUAUAUAUAUAUAUAUAUAUAUAUAUAUAUAUAUAUAUAUAUAUAUAUAUAUAUAUAUAUAUAUAUAUAUACAGGGUGUAUAAAAAAAAGCGCAAUCCUCGACUGAAAUGUAAAUUGCUAAACAAAUAAUGGACGAAAACGUUAAAGUUUGCAUUCAUUUUAAAGCGUAGCCAUUCAGCUUUCUAACAGUGGGUUGUUUCUUAAAUUUGACUCAUUGGUUCGUGGGUAAUAAUACUUUACGUUAUUGCGAUUGGAGAUUAAAAAAAUUGAGAUGGAAUAACAAAUCGUUCUCAUGAAAAUAACUGAUUUUUUCAUUAAAACAAAAAAUGUUGCAUUUUAUUAAAUGGAUUGUAACAAUAAGUAUAAUUACGGCUUUUCUUCCACUAUUUUUAACUCAGUUUAAAACUUCAAAUGCGAUAUAAUUUUGGCUUGGACCAUCUAAGCUGACUGACAUCAACUUGCUAUAAUUUCUGUUUACAUUACAUCGCAAUUCGAUGACACUCUGGCUCAGACACCAGAAUGUUUUCACGAUUUUUAGCAUUCGUUUAGGAUUUUCAAACAACCUGGUCUUUUUAAAAUACUUUUAAUUUGUUCUUCGUGGUUUUCCAGAUGUAGUGACGACAACAUUAAAGUUUAAAGAAGAAAAUUCUAACAUUUAAACCGACUAAACAAUAACAUAGUAAACUUGCAUAAUUAAACAGCAACUAAAAAUGAUAGGUUUUACUAAAUCUUUUCCUGUGCAAUUAUUACUAGCAUUGGAGACAAGGAUAAUAGUUUGUUUGAAAGAAAAAAGAACAGGCUUUGAAGUAAGCCAAAAAGCGUUUAACUAUAGAGAUAGUAUUUCGAAAGUUAGUAAGCACAAAAGAUGAAUUGCGUUUAUUUUGAUACACCCUGUAUAUAUAUAUAUAUAUAUAUAUAUAUAUAUAUAUAUAUAUAUAUAUAUAUAUAUAUAUAUAUAUAUAUAUAUAUAUAUAUAUAUAUAUAUAUAUAAGCGUUUGGGGAGGUUAACGAUACCCUAGGGCAUCGCUAACGUGAACUACGUGUAACUGCAAUUUACGCUCAACUGUGUGGUUAAAGUUAUCCUCUAUUUAACUGCUAAAGAGGCAGUAAAAAAGUAAUUAAGAAUUUUGUACAAUCGUCCCCAGUCAUUUUAUCGUCUCACCUCCGAGCAGCAGCUUUUCCCUUUCCUUUGUUUAGCAUAUCAUAUUAUCAUUUAGAAAUAUUUAUGCAGAUCUUUACUUUUAACAUCUCCCCUGGAUCUACCCCCUGCUAUCUUUACAAAAUAUUUAACACUCAUUAGACUUUUUCAUGUUUCAUCUCUUUUUAUACACAAUUAACUGACAUAUUUUUUGAGGAGAAGAGGAGUUUUUGGGCCUCGGUCAGAUUCCUAUCUUUUACGGAUUCCUGUUUUGUUUAGAUAAUUAUGCCCUCUUCAUUUUUUUUUAUUGUUAUAGAAUGUUAUUCAGAAAACCUCUUUCAAGAAACCAGUCUGUGUAAUAUUUAAAAAUAUUUUGAUAAUUUCAGAUAUUGACGAGUGUUCUCUGGGAAUCCACAAAUGUCAUGCUCAAGCAAGUUGUAUCAACAUUAAUGGGUCAUAUCGUUGUGAAUGUCUCGUUGGGUAUUCUGGUGAUGGAAGGAUGUGUAAAGGUAAGUAC